AGCCCAAUAGCAAUACGCAACCCCAUUUCAUAUCUGUCAGUUAAUAUCUCUGCGACUCAUUUCCUCGAGCAGAAGGUAUUGGUGUUGGAAGAAAGAGAGAGAGAGAGAGAGAGAUGGAGAAAGCAAUCGAGAGGCAGAGAGUCCUUCUCCAGCAUCUUCGCCCCAAUUCAACCUCUUCCUCCCUCGAGAACAUCGAAUCAUCAAUAUCUGCAUCUUUGUGUGCUGCUGGGGAUAGUGCAGCAUACCAUAGAACCUCAGUUUAUGACGAUGAUGUAGUCGUAGUGGCGGCAUGUCGGACUCCACUUUGUAAGUCAAAGAGAGGAGGUUUCAAGGAUACUUAUCCUGAUGAUUUACUUGCUACAGUUUUGAGGGCAUUGAUAGAAAAAACAAAUGUAAAUCCUAGUGAAGUUGGAGACAUUGUUGUGGGCUCAGUACUGGCUCCAGGAUCUCAAAGGGCUAGUGAAUGCAGGAUGGCAGCGUUUUAUGCUGGGUUCCCUGAAACUGUGCCAGUUAGAACUGUGAACAGGCAGUGUUCAUCCGGUCUUCAGGCAGUUGCUGAUGUAGCUGCAGCAAUUAAAGCUGGCUUUUACGAUAUUGGGAUUGGUGCCGGGUUGGAAUCCAUGACAGCAAACCCAAUGGCGUGGGAAGGAUCAGUCAAUCCAAGAGUCAAGGCAAUGGCACAAGCCCAAGAUUGCCUACUCCCCAUGGGUAUAACUUCAGAAAAUGUUGCACAUCGGUUUAGUGUAACAAGGCAGGAGCAAGACCAGGCUGCAGUUGAUUCACAUAGAAAGGCUGCUGCUGCAACUGCUUCUGGUAAAUUUAAGGAUGAAAUAAUCCCUGUGGCCACGAAGAUUGUUGAUCCAAAAACUGGAGAUGAGAAACACAUGACAAUCUCCAUUGAUGAUGGAAUCCGUUCAAACACAACAUUGUCAGGUCUGGCAAAGCUGAAGCCUGUAUUUAAGAAAGAUGGGACAACUACUGCUGGAAACUCUAGCCAAGUGACUGAUGGUGCUGGAGCUGUCCUCCUGAUGAAAAGAAGUGUUGCAAUGCAAAAGGGAUUACCAGUUCUUGGUAUAUUCAGGACUUUUGCUGCUGUUGGCGUAGAUCCUGCAAUCAUGGGUGUUGGCCCUGCUGUUGCGAUUCCAGCUGCAGUGAAGUCUGCUGGUCUUGAACUUGAUGACAUUGAUCUUUUUGAGAUAAAUGAGGCAUUUGCAUCCCAAUUUGUUUACUGCCGCAAGAAACUGGGUCUAGAUCCAGAAAAGAUAAAUGUUAAUGGAGGUGCAAUGGCUCUUGGGCAUCCUUUGGGCGCAACAGGAGCACGCUGCGUUGCCACAUUAUUGCAUGAGAUGAAACGUCGUGGGAAAGAUUGCCGCUUUGGUGUAGUUUCUAUGUGCAUAGGCACAGGAAUGGGGGCUGCGGCCGUAUUUGAAAGAGGUGAUUGUGCAGACGGUCUGUGCAAUGCAAGGAAGGUGGAGACCCACAAUCUCCUAUCCAAGGAUGCUCGGUAGAAUAUGAUUAUUGUUAGUCUGUUUCACAGAGCUUGAUGCUGGGUGUAUCCAACUGACCCUAAUAAAGUUGCUUAAUCAAUGGACGAAGCCCAUAUAUAUUUAUAAAUUUUUUACGAACCUGCAAGUUUUAUGAUCA
This is a messenger RNA of Diospyros lotus (date-plum), 1644 nucleotides long. Its product is annotated as 3-ketoacyl-CoA thiolase 2, peroxisomal. The transcript has 14 exons. Lineage: Eukaryota; Viridiplantae; Streptophyta; Magnoliopsida; Ericales; Ebenaceae. Gene Ontology annotation, cellular component: peroxisome. The record is from RefSeq and is a predicted model, not a curated record. Gene Ontology annotation, molecular function: acetyl-CoA C-acyltransferase activity. Gene Ontology annotation, biological process: phenylacetate catabolic process; fatty acid beta-oxidation. Bases 114 to 1508 code for a protein of 464 amino acids.